This is a messenger RNA of Syzygium oleosum, 2378 nucleotides long. RefSeq names its product protein AUXIN SIGNALING F-BOX 2-like. NCBI's taxonomy places the organism in Eukaryota, Viridiplantae, Streptophyta, Magnoliopsida, Myrtales, Myrtaceae. The transcript is spliced from 3 exons. The coding region runs from base 515 to 2233 and encodes 572 amino acids. The record is from RefSeq and is a predicted model, not a curated record. Gene Ontology annotation, biological process: SCF-dependent proteasomal ubiquitin-dependent protein catabolic process. Gene Ontology annotation, molecular function: protein binding. Gene Ontology annotation, cellular component: SCF ubiquitin ligase complex.
UGCCCUUUCUUUUCCGAGCUUCCCACUCUCUUUUACCCGGGAAGCUCUCGUUCUUUCUCGGAAGAGAUUUGUUUUAGGGUGGUUUGGUGGGUUCUCUCUGAGUCUUUCCUGCGUUCAGAUCUAAUCGGAAUCGGGAAGAUAUGUGAGGUCCGCUUCUGGGUUUCCGCCCGUCGCCAUUUCCUCUCGAGCCUCGCGCGGUUUUAAGCGUUUAGAUCUGGGGUUUUCUUUUUUGAGUUGGGUAGGUUUCGAUUCGGUUCGCAGGUUGUAGCUUGACCUCUCCGUGCAUUUUUUUUUGUGUGUCUCCGAGCUAUUUGCUCCUUUUCGGUUGGUGGGUCGUGUUCGAAUUAGGUUGUUUUUUCGUUAGGGUUUCUUGUUCUGUUUUUUUUUGGCCUCUCCAACGAGAGGGAUGGAUUGAGGGUGCUCAUUUUGCUUGGAAAGUUGGGGAUUUUUUUAUUUUAUUUUUCCUCCCUGGGAAGGUCGUGGGAAUUGGGAUUUGACUGUUGGGAAAGGGAAGAUGAAUUAUUUUCCGGAUGAAGUCAUGGAGCACGUGUUCGACUUCGUGACGUCGAACUUAGACCGCAACGCGAUCUCCUUGGUGUGUAAAUCGUGGUAUAGGAUCGAGAGGUUUAGCAGGCGGAGAGUGUUCAUCGGGAAUUGCUACGCGAUAAGUCCCGAGAGAUUGAUCGCGAGGUUUCCAGGGGUGAAAUCGCUCACUCUGAAGGGAAAACCCCAUUUCGCUGACUUCAAUCUAGUGCCGCAUGACUGGGGAGGGUUCGUGUACCCUUGGAUCGAGGCAUUGGCUAGGAGUAGGGUUAAUUUGGAGGAGCUCAGGUUGAAGAGGAUGUUGGUUACAGAUGAUGGUCUUGAGCUGAUUUCAAGAUCGUUUGUAAAUUUCAAGUCUUUGGUUCUUGUUAGCUGCGAAGGGUUCACGACUGAUGGCCUUGCAGCUAUAGCGGCCAACUGUAGGUUUCUUAGGGAGCUGGACUUGCAAGAAAAUGAAGUUGACGAUCAUAGAGGCCAGUGGCUAAACUGCUUUCCUGAAAGCUGCACCUCUCUUGUCUCCCUAAAUUUUGCAUGCUUGAAAGGAGAUAUAAAUUCAGCAGCGCUUGAGAGGCUUGUGGCAAGAUCUCCAAAUCUCAAGAGCUUGAGGCUAAGCCGUGCUGUCCCUCUUGACACGCUGCAGAAGAUCCUUGUCCGAGCACCUCAGUUGGUGGACUUAGGCGUGGGCUCUUUUUCCCAUGACCCAGAUUCUGAAACCUACAACAAGUUGUUAACAACAAUUGAAAAAUGCAAAUCUAUGAGGAGCUUAUCCGGAUUCUUGGAGGUUGCUGCUUACUGCCUACCAGCUAUUCAUCCCAUAUGUUCAAGCCUGACCUCCUUGAAUCUGAGUUAUGCUCCAGGGAUCCCUGGAAGUGAGCUAACUAAGUUAAUCCGUCGUUGCAGAAAACUUCAGCGCUUAUGGAUACUCGACUGCAUAGGAGAUAAAGGACUAGGAGUCGUGGCUUCAAGCUGCAGAGAACUACAGGAAUUGAGGGUUUUUCCAUCUGAUCCUUAUGGAGUUGGAAAUGCUGCAGUGACCGAAGAAGGCUUGGUUGCUAUUUCCAGAGGUUGUCCAAAGCUUAACUCAUUGCUAUACUUCUGCCAGCAGAUGACAAAUGCUGCCCUGAAAAUUGUAGCCCAGAACUGCCCUAAUUUCAUUCGGUUCCGGUUGUGCACCCUCGACCCCGUAAAACCGGAUUCUUCAACCAAUCAGCCUCUUGAUGAAGGAUUCGGGGCUAUUGUUCAGUCAUGCAAGGGUCUCAGGCGCUUGUCACUUUCUGGCCUUCUUACUGACCAGGUCUUCAAUUAUAUCGGCAUGUUCGCCGAACAGCUUGAGAUGCUUUCUAUUGCAUUUGCUGGGAACAGUGACAAGGGAAUGCUUUAUGUGUUAAAUGGGUGCAAGAAGAUUCGGAAAUUGGAAAUCAGGGACAGCCCCUUUGGUAACAUCGCACUUCUGAGGGACGUGGGAAAGUAUGAAACAAUGCGAUCCCUUUGGAUGUCGUCCUGCGAUGUUACCCUUGGAGGCUGCAAAACCCUAGCAAAGAAGAUGCCGAGGCUGAACGUGGAGAUUAUCAAUGAAAUCGAUGAGAUGGAGGCUUGCAAUGACGAUGGGCAGAAAGUAGAAAAGAUGUACCUUUACCGAACCUUGGUGGGGCCGAGGAAGGAUGCACCAAACUAUGUUUGGACAUUGUAGGGAUCACUCGAGGUGCAUUGUUGUGGCUCUGCCUCGAAAUCUCCUGUUGUAUCAUCAUUGUACCUCAUUUAGGUUCGUAAUUUGUGGAUUUUUAGUUGUAUGGUGAUUUUUUAUUUUAUUCAGAAGAGAUGCUAUUGUGCUUCUA